AUAUAUCACGGCAUGCGGGUCAUCCGCACCGAUGCCAGCAGUGGGGGCAGUCCCAGCUCUUCUGCUCCGCUGCCACUUUCCUACGGGCCGGACACCGGACUACUCGACAGAGGCUACGCGGGCUCUUGCUCUGCCAUGCUAAAAGUGGCCCAAAUGUUAUUGUUGCUGAUUGGAUUCAUUUGUGUAAGAUCUUCACAGUGGACAGAUCACAAUGCAUACAGCUACUUUGAAAUUGUCUGCGUAUAUGACUUAAUUAUGAUCUUCAUCUUUUACAUUAUCUACAUCUUUAGAGCCUAUCGAAAGUUGACUUGCAUCAGGUGGCCACUUGCGGAGUUUCUUCAUUACCUAAUAGGUACUAUUCUGCUUCUUAUUGCAUCCAUUGUGGCAGUUGCAAAAAGCUCCAAUUCAGCAGGCCUGGUAGCUGGAGCGGUUUUUGGAUUCUUAGCUACAUUUAUGUGCUUCCUAAGUAUAUGGCUCUCUUACGAAGUCUCUUGUAACACUCAGUCAGCAGAUGCUACCAUGUGAGUCUUUUGCUACUUCAAAAUGUGCACACCUGUUGAGGGAAGAGCUUAGAAAAACAUGCAAGAUGGAAUGGUAUACUGAGAUACAGUGACUCUGAAAAGCAUUCUUACUAGGCAUAGAGUGCCAUCUUCUGGCACUUUUCAGCUACUCCUAGGGCUACUGUACAGUAGCCUGUUUCAUCUAGUCAAAUUUUUGGAUCCUGGAAGACAAGAAGGGCUGCAGUAAAAGAUCCUAUUGGAAGGAAAGGGUCUGUUUUUUAAACAAAAAGAAAUGACCCUUUUUUAAUUCCAGCUGCCAAUAUUUCACAGAUUGUAGACCAAUCUUUAUGACCUGAGGAGAAUUCAAAUUAAAAAAUCAAAAUGGAAAGUAUAUUCUGCAUCAACCCAGCUGUGACUGGCAAAGGUUGGAAACAUUCAUCAUGAACCAAUAACCGUUGCAUCUCAGAAAUUGUUUUCUUACCUCUCUGCAUUUCCUGCCUUUUGGUUCUAGCUCUUAAAAUGCACGUCUCAUUUAACCUGCUUGAAUAUGAGUUUGCUUUAAUAAGAUGGUUCCACCUCAACUUUUGGAUUGUGCGCCCCUUAAUUAGUAUGAAUUUCUUUUGUGGGGCAAAAUUUUAAAUGCUCUAGUUCAACCAUACAGUUUAAAUUUUUAUAUUCUUUUGAUUUCUUUGGUUAGUUUUUAUUUCUCUUGCCAUGUAUUUUUAUUAUAUUUUUAUAACUGUAUACCUAUCAAUAUAAGAUCCAUUAAGAAUGAAGAAUGUUUACUAAAAACUCACUGUAUUCUACUGUUCCUUUUUCAUGUUGUGAUACACUACAAUCAAUUUACACUUAUUACUAAUGUACAUGGAGAAUACAAUUCUCUGUAAGGAUCCACAGAAGCAGUAUCAAAUUAUCUACAACAGGAGAAGCAGAGGAAGAACCAAGAAUCAGGGAGGGUUCGAUAUAUAUACAAGGAAGGAGUGGUCAGAGGUGAUGCCAAGAAUUCAUCAGAGACAGCGCAUAUGAAAGGUUUUCAACUUUCUCUUCUGCUGUGCAUAGAGGGUCCAAGACUCACUGCAGUACAAGAGUGUGCUCAGGACACAGGCUCUAUAGACCUGGAUCUUUGCUGAUUGUUAGUUCCAAAGUCUUGGCAGGCCUUGCUAAAACUGUCCAUGAGUUGUUGAAGGUCUUCAGCAGAGUGAGCAGUGACGGCAGCAUCAUCAGCGAAGAGGAAAUCCUGUAAGCAGCCCUGCUGUGUCCUUGUGCCAACUUCGAAUAUCAAAGGAAUCUGAAGUUAAGCCAUCAAAAACUACAGUACCCUUCAUUUCCUCAUGAAAGGAAACACCUGAUGAUGUUGAGGAGCUGAGGUGGACAUUCAAUCUCGGGGAGAAUUUUAUAAAAGCCAUCCCUUCUAACCAAGUCAAAAGCCUUCGUAAGAUCUAUGAAGGUACGAAAAGUGGUUGUCUUUGUUCCCUGCAUUUCUCCUGCAACUGUCUAAGGGAAAAUACCAUGUCAGUAGUGCUGUUGGCUCGAAAUCCACACUGUGAUUCUGGAUAGACUCUCUCUGCAAGCACCUGGAGCCUCUUCAGUAUGACACGGGCAAGCAGCUUCCCUACAGCACUAAGAAGAGAGAUGCCACAGUAGUUGUUACGGUCACCCCUGUCACCAUUGUUCUUGUACAGUGUGAUUAUAUUUGCAUCCUUCAUGUCCUGUGGUACUCCACCUUCCCUCCAACAAAGACAGAAGAUUUCAUGCAAUUCAGUGGAGAUGUUCUCUUUGCAGCACUUCAGAACUUCGGCAGAAAUGUUAUCUUUCCUGGGUGCCUUGCCAGAGGGAAGGGAGUUCAGGGCCGCAUUUAGUUCUUCUAAAGUUGGUUCACUGUCAAGCUCCUCCAAGACAGGCAGGCAUUCAAUGUUAUUUAAUGCUUCUUGAGUUACCACAUUUUCUCUGGAAUAUAACUCACGAGUAGUGCUGCAUGCAGCGUGCCAUCUGCUGUGCUCGGUCCUGGAUAACCUCACCUGUAGCAGACUUCAGAGGGGCAGAUUUCUUCUAUGUUGGACCUAAGGCCUGCUUGAUGCCAUCAUACAUCCCCUUGAUGUUGCCAGUAUCAGCUGCUAUCUUGAUCCGAGAGCAAAGCUGCAGCCAAUAAUCGUUAGCACAUCUCCUGGUGGUCUGUUGGACUUUGCUACGAGCAGCUCACAGAACCUGGUUGCGCUCACUGGAACAGGCUUUAUAUGCAAUUAGAGCGCUCCUUUUUUUCUCGAUGGCUGGUGUCAACUCCUCCGAAUGGGCUUCAAACCAAUCUGCUGUCUUUCUGAACUCCUUACCAAAUACUGACAAGGCGGUGUUAUAAACAGCAUUCUUGAAAUAUUCCCAUCGUUCAGAUGCAUUUACUUCAGCUGGGCCUGGGAGAGUUUCCUUGAGUGCUUGUGCAAAUUCCUCCACUUUGCCCUGAUGCGGGUCUUGUUGAAGUCAAUUCAUGGUCUUCCUUCCUUCUUCGACUGAUACAAUCUCUUUGUUUGCAGUUUUAUUCUGCUGCACACCAAGGAGUGGUCUGUAUCACAAUCAGCACCCUGAUAGCUGCGUGUGAUUGUAAUAUUGGGGAGGUUGGAGCGCCUGGUAAGAAUCAAGUUGAGCUGGUGCCGAUGCUUCGAUCUUGGAUGUCUCCAAGAGACUCUGUGUUGAGGCUUUGUUUUAAAGUAUGUAUUGCUAACACAAAGACCAUAGUAGCAGCAAAACUCCAGUAGUCGUUGGCCAUUUUCAUUCAUCUUUCUGACGCCAAACUGACCUAAGUGCAAUCAAGAUAAUCAAAGGGUAAACAUGACCAUCUAAAGCCACAGACUGGGUGCACCAAACACCCAACAUAGAUCUAGAUCAGAGGUCCUCAAACUACGGCCUGUGGGCAGCAUACGGCCCAUCAAAGCCAUUAAUCCAGCCCACGUAGGACCAUGACGCUGGCCCACCCACAUUACCCCACCCAUCCACAGGCCCCCACCCUUCAGCCAAGUGCAGUACUUACUUUUGCAAGCCCCACAGGCUGGAACUGGAAGGUAAGGCCAACAUUUUUGGCCUGCAGAGGGCUACUGGAGGUGGGGGAAGUGGAAAAUGGGGCAUGCAGACACCCCAGGCGGCCAAAAUCAGACCUGUUUUAGCUUGUUUUUGGCCUGCAGAAUGCUUUUGGAGAUGGGAGGGGGAAAAAUGGGGCGUGCGGAUGCUCCAGGAGGCCAGAAAGUGUCCUCUUUUUGGCCUUUUCCGCCUUCAGUAUCACUCUGCAGGCAAAAAAUGGGGGGCACAGAGGCCUCCCGGGGUGUCCGCAUUCCCCAUUUUUGACCUCCCCCUCUCUCCAGAGAGAGAGAGAAAGAGAGAGAGCUAGAUAGAGACAGAGACAGACAGAGAGAGACACAGAGGGGGGGGAGGGAGGGAGAGGGGGGAGAGAGAGAGACUUGUUGAUUGUAAGCUCCUUGAAGCUGAGAAGAAUUGCUGCAAAACUGAGUUUCCUGAAGUGGACCACUAGACUCCUAAACAACUGAAAAAAUGAUCUAAUAAAAAGAAAAGUCAACCAAAAGAGCAACAUGUAAACAAAGAGCAAAUAAAACACCCCCAGGAGUAAAACAAAGUAUAAUUUAUGUGCAUUGUUUAGUGGACUGCUAAAUUGGCCAUGAGCACCUAGCCACAUGACCACCUAGCCAUAGCCAGCCAGCCAGUCCACACACCCCAAUAGUCUGAGGAACCAUGAAUUGGCCCCCUGUUUAAAAAGUUUGAGGACCCCUAAUCUAAACAGACUCAAGUUCAGUUCCCAGCUGAGUUAUGGACUGUGAGCCAGUAACCAUCGUUCUUUCUACAGUACUUAUCCCAUAGCUUUUUGGAUGAUGAAAGAAGGAAAAUAAUCUCAAUGUGGUACAGCUAAACCAAAUCAGGGGUGGGUUCUACUUACCUCCACUACCAGUUUGCAAUGGAAGUGCAUGCACGCAGAAGCUUCUGUGCAUGCACAGAUUGUUCAUGAUGACAUCUGAGUGGGUGGGCGGAGCCUCCCGCUGCCAUUACUACGGUUUGCAAGAACCGGACCAAACCGGGAUAAACCCAUCACUGAACCAAAUAUAUUUAAAAACAUUCCACCAAAUCAGCAGGAAUGCAUUGUGUAUGGUUUAAGUGAAUAUUGAUCAAUGACGAACAAAAACCUAUAAUUCUUGUUUUCCCAACUUUAAUAUUUUAAUAUGCUGUUGUGAUGUUACAGUUCGGCAGUUAUUGUUGUUAUUGCAUAUUUUUAAAAUCUUUAAUUCUAUCCUGCAAUGCAUUAUAGUUAUAAUAAAAAGUGGAUUAAAAUUAUAAAAAUACUGAAAGGCAGCUAAAAGCACAAGCAGAUAGAUAUAAUCCAUGCACGAAUUAGAAUGCUAAAGGAAUAGUUUUUAAAAACCUAUAAUAAAUUAUAAAACUAUUUUGCAAAGGGGUAAAAGAAGACAUAAUUAUAAAAUAAGGUGGAAGAAAAGGAUAUAAAUUUGAGUAAAAUUGUCAAAUUAUGUCCUUUGUUUUGAGUCAUAUUGCGUAACAAUAGUGUUGUUUUUCCAUCUGCUUGAAUUUGAACUUUAAAAGUGACAUCAUUGUUAUGGUUUGUGAAAAGAUAAAACUUUUCUAGUUAUUUGGUACUUCUCAAGAGGGCUAAGGCAGUGUACAGUAUUAGAACAUGCUAAGGUAAGGGUCUAACAAUGUUUUAUAAUAGGAAGAUUAUACAGAUAACCAGGACAAAAUGUUUACACAGGUUCCUUCUCUCCAAAAACAAGGGAAGCUGCUAGAAUUAUCAAUAAUCAUUAUUUACUUCUGACUUCUUUUAGCUUUGUUAAAAUCCCAAAGUGCAGGGCUGAUCAAUACCUUCUAAUUUUAGAUGGAACUGCCUCCAAAAGUUAGAAAUCCUUGAAGUUAUUAGAACUUAUUAAUAACGUUCCUUAAAAUGUUUCUUGCAUUAUGAUGAAAUUAAGAAAAUUAUAAUUGUGACAAACAUCUAAGGAAAAGCAAAUUCUGUUUGCUCUAGGGAUUUUUUAGGCAUUUUGCCUAUGUCAUAGUCCCAAACUUAUUUCAAACCAGUUUUUAACUAUUCUGGAAGUAAAAUGAUAUGCUUUCUGAUAACGUGCAAUAAAUCAUCUGGUAGUGCAAAGCUGAGAGUGUUAACUCAGGAUUAAGAUCUAACAGUUUCCUGUCGAUUCAAUGCAUCUUAAUUCUUUGGAACAAAUGUUCUUUAAAUUGUUGAAAUCCAAAUUCCUGUGUAUACAAUUUCUAGAAUUCUCAGCCAGUAGUAACACCGGAACAUAACUGAAAUUUAAUACGAGGUUGAAAGUCUGCUAAUUACACAUCUGCACAAAUAUACUUUGUUGACAUUGCGAUAAACUACUGCCAGAUUCAAUUGUUUUGAAUUUCCAGAAGGCCACAUUUUACAUAUAGAUUUACAAUUAUGUCAAGUUGGUGACACUAUUUGUAAUCUUGGUAGUUGUCAUCAAAUUUUCCAUUAAAUGCUUUAAUCAUAGGAUACAUAUUAUACAGUAUCUCCUGUUUUGCUAUGUGGCUAUGGACUCCAGAGCAGUAUGUCUACAAUAACAAAAGUACUAUAAUCUCUCCUUUUGUGGAUGUUAGCUGGACCAUUAUAUCAAGACAGGAAACAUUCUAGUGUGACAAGUUUUCUCCUCAAUGUGAGCAGUCUUCUUGGCGUAAUAUUAAAUUUCAGUCUUCUUCCAUGCCUUUUGCUUUGCCUUUCCUUCCACAGAGAGCACCUUUUACUAGAUAAGUCUGUUCAUUUGGAAGAUUAUCAGCCUUUUGAAUAGCAGCUGUUGGAGGAAAUAGGAAGCCACUAUUCUAUGAAUGCAUCUAUCUUUAAUAAGAUAUAAUAAAACAGAUUAUUUAAAAAUAAAGAAAACUUAAAUAAAUGAAAAGUCCUUUUGGGAGUGUUAGAAGAUAAGUAUACAUUGGAACAAAGUCUCAUAACUAACAACUGAACAUUAUUUAUUAUAAUUUAUUGUUAUACAAGCAUAGUGCAAAAUGUAUUUAUAAUAAAUCUAUCAUAGGGUGUUUAUCUAUCUAUAUAUGAAGUGACCAAGCACUUGAUGGAGCACUGGUUACAGGCAAACUCUGUCCAUAACCUGGAGUUUGAUCCUGAUGGGGCUCAAAGUUGACUCGGUCUUCCAUCCUUCUAAAGUCAGUAAUAUGAGGACCAAGAUUGUUGAGGGCAAUAGGCUGACUCUGUAAACCGCCCAGAGAGUGCUGUAAAACACUAUGGAGCAGUGCUAUUGCUUUUGAUAUGUAAUAGCAUACACUAAGAAAAUCUAGCUAUAAUAACAGGAUUUUAACCAAACUUUUUUCUCCCCCUUUAUGUUAAUUUGGAUAUCCAUUUUUUUUCUUUAUAAAGUUUUAGUUUGCUUGCAACUCAUGCUUAACAUAACAUAACAUUUGCUCGGCAGGUGUAAAGUUUAAAUAUGUAAAUACUGUAUAUAGUAGGUCCCUGGCCACUCAAAUCAUUAACAAACUAUAUAUAAUUUUUGAGCUUAGGUAACUUAAUAGUUUAGUAUAAGUUAUUAAACCUUGUGAUGAAGGGAUAGGUCAUUUUGUUAUUUUCUUUUUUUCUUCUUUUUCCAUUUUCCUUUUCUGUUCUAGUUUUUUUCUUUUUGCUCAUUUAUUUCAUCAUCUGUAGAUUUUAUUUUUUCACUUGUAACUGUUUAAUAAAAUUAAUAUCAAAAAAUGUUUAAAGAUACUUGAGGCUGAAAUAAUAUUUAUCCUUGAAAUACUCUUGGGCUCCAAUUUGAUCCUCCUCCAUAAUAAUGGAAUUUAGAUUCUGGAAGGCAUUACUUUCCCAGAGAUAGGCAUGUUGAUUUUCCCUUCAUAUCUGUAGAGGUUUUUUUUAGUAUAUAUAAAUAAAACCUUUAGUCCCAUUAUCAGUUUUCUGGAAUCCUAACCAGGCAUCCAGUUCUAUAGCCUAUAAUAUAAUCAGAGUUUCAUCUAAGUUAAACUAACUUGUAAGUCACCAGAUAGGAUCUAUGUUGUCUGCUUUAAACAGCACUUGGCCAGUUAACUAUUAACCAAUAAAGUUAGGAGCAAAAAUUGAAUAAACAGUUUUACACAUUUUGCAUUGUGUGUUACUUAUGCAGCCACAAAAGAAAGAGAUGUUACAUUCAGUUAAGGCACCUGGUGCUUAGCUUUUUGAUCUGCAUAAAAAUAUUAACUAGGCUUUUUGCCAUUCAAAAUCAAAAUACUAAGUAUAUUGAGUGGAGAUAAGGCAAUGAGUUGACUAUGCUGGUGCAGGUUAUCAUUUUUUUUUAAAGCCUGACUCUUCUUCCAAACCAUGAGGUGGGCAGGCCCUUUUAAGAGGAAAGGAAGGGUGGAAGGAUGCUUCUGUUCUAUGGCUCUUUUUUUCAUGUAUUGCUCUCUAAAUUUUGUGGAGCUAAUAUCUAUUGAAAAAUUGCUCCCAGCAUAUUGUGGACUGUAAUUUUCCCAGUCUUCCCUAUAUAUUGUGCUGUUUUAUUCUAAACCAAAGCAUUUCAUCAUUAGAAUUCAUUAGGAAAAAGAAAAUAAAUAAAUGUAUCUACACAUCUAAUGCCAAGGAUAAUCAUUCAUGUAUUCAUGUAAUGGUCCAGCAUCCCUAGUAAAUGUGUAUUUUGCAGAAGAGUUACUUUCUUUAGAAUAGGUAUACUAGAAAUUUCCCUAAGCAUUAUGUGUUCAUUUAUAAAUGCAUAGUAGUAUUGGAAAAUCAAUCAAUAUAGCUAUUUUUCAUUCUCCCAAUAAGUAUAUUGAAUUCGUAUUUAACCUGUUGUAGAUAAUUUGAUACUGCUUCUGUGGAUCCUUACAGAGAAUUGUAUUCUCCAUGUACAUUAGUAAUAAGUGUAAAUUGAUUGUAGUGUAUCACAACAUGAAAAAGGAACAGUAGAAUGCAGUGGGUUUUUAGUAAACAUUUUUCAUUCUUAAUGGAUCUUAUAUUGAUAGGUAUACAGUUAUAAAAAUAUAAUAAAAAUACAUGGCAAGAGAAAUAAAAACUAACCAAAGAAAUCAAAAGAAUAUAAAAAUUUAAACUGUAUGGUUGAACUAGAGCAUUUAAAAUUUUGCCCCACAAAAGAAAUUCAUACUAAUUAAGGGGCGCACAAUCCAAAAAUUGAGGUGGAACCAUCUUAUUAAAGCAAACUCAUAUUCAAGCAGGUUAAAUGAGACGUGCAUUUUAAGAGCUAGAACCAAAAGGCAGGAAAUGCAGAGAGGUAAGAAAACAAUUUCUGAGAUGCAACAGUUGUUGGUUCAUAGUGAAUGUUUCCAACCUUUGCCAGUCAUAGCUGGGUUGAUGCAGAAUAUACUUUCCAUUUUGAUUUUUUAAUUUGAAUUCUCCUCAGGUCAUAAAGAUUGGUCUACAAUCUGUGAAAUAUUGGCAGCUGGAAUUAAAAGAGGGUCAUUUCUUUUUGUUUAAAAAACAGACCCUUUCCUUCCAAUAGGAUCUUUUACUGCAGCCCUUCUUGUCUUCCAGGAUCCAAAAAUUUGACUAGAUGAAACAGGCUACUGUACAGUAGCCCUAGGAGUAGCUGAAAAGUGCCAGAAGAUGGCACUCUAUGCCUAGUAAGAAUGCUUUUCAGAGUCACUGUAUCUCAGUAUACCAUUCCAUCUUGCAUGUUUUUCUAAGCUCUUCCCUCAACAGGUGUGCACAUUUUGAAGUAGCAAAAGACUCACAUGGUAGCAUCUAAAAAAUAGGAGAGAAGAGAAAAAACUAAAAUGAACUUACUGCAAUUUUAAUGGUAAAAGACUCAUUAAAUUUAAGGUUUCCAAAAUAUCUCACAUAGCAAAAUUUUAGAGCAGCACAGAGUGCCUUCCAUCAAAUCCGGGGUGGGGGCAAGAUAAUCAGCCAAAUAUGAAUUUUGCCUGCCUUAAAAUCUGGGCAUGUGAUAAAAAUGUGAUGUGCUGUACCUGAAAUGUUUAAAUCAAUUUUUAAAAUAAAUCUUUUUAGAGCACUUGUCUGGCUUAAAGCAA
Molecule: messenger RNA, 9482 nt
Organism: Pantherophis guttatus
Lineage: Eukaryota; Metazoa; Chordata; Lepidosauria; Squamata; Colubridae
Source: RefSeq, a predicted model, not a curated record